Molecule: messenger RNA, 2096 nt
Organism: Hipposideros armiger (great roundleaf bat)
Lineage: Eukaryota; Metazoa; Chordata; Mammalia; Chiroptera; Hipposideridae
Gene: DRC5
Product: dynein regulatory complex subunit 5
Exons: 6
Coding region: 593-2095 (500 amino acids)
Biological process (GO): microtubule-based movement
Molecular function (GO): protein binding
Source: RefSeq, a predicted model, not a curated record
UUCCAGAAGAGACUGAUUGCUCAUGCUUCUCCCGGAUCUUCCUAACACUCGCCACCCCCACUCGCAUUUCCACACAAAACGUACCAAGAAGGAACAGCACUCCAGGAGUCCUACCCGGGUCUCCCAUUUCUCACCUUCCCCCCCCAAAAGCCCGUUCAUAAGCAUGUCCUCCAGAAGCACAAAGCACGCCUCAUGGCUAGAGAGUUCCCACUGCCCGCACAGCAGCCCUGCACAGAGACCCUACACAGCGCAGGACAAAUGUCCUUGCAUCAACCCCUUGCCAAAGCUUGUAAUGACAACCGCCCAAGGACAGCCCUGCAAGCCUGCACCGCACCCGUCGGACACCUGGUGCGCACACGAGGGGACACGCGCAUGUGCAAGCCGGCCUUCGGACCCGCCCCCUGGAGACGCCGUGCUUCCAUAACGACCGGUGGGGGCUGCGCGGAGGCCCUUCAAGAAGGCGAGCGCCUGGGUACCAGGAGCGGGCUUUCAGGAAGGAGAGUGCCACUUACUACCACUCUCAGUUGAAGACUGUUGAUGCCCAGACCGGACUAAGGUCACCCUGUGAGGUUCCCACCUGCUGGUCACCAGUAUGCAGGAAUCCCCAACAACACCGACACCUUCAGCUCCCAGCCAGUCCUUAAUCUCCACCCAGGACCCGUCCUCCACUACAGGUCAAGUUUUGAGCUUAGGUCCACAGCUCUCAAAGGCCUCGGUCCCACCCCCUGUGAAGUCCAGGGGCCCAAAUUCUGGGGCUGGCGUACGUCGGAUGCGCAGGAUUAUCGCCGAGGAUGCUGAGUGGUCACUGGCCAUCGUGCCCCUGCUCACAGAGCUCUGUAUUCAGAACAUUGUCAAGAACUUCCAGAACAACCCUAUCCUGAAGCAGCUGCUCCCACAGCACCAGCAGAAGGUCCUGAACUACCUAUCUCCUGACCUGCCACUGGCUGUGACCGCCAACCUGAUCGAUGAUGAGAGCUACUGGCACCGCUGCUGCAUGCAUCGCUGGCCUGUGUGCCACGUGGACAGUCAUGGAGGCAGCUGGAAGUGCAUGUUCUUCGAGCGGCACCUGGAGAACCUGCUAAAGCACUUCAUCCCAGGCACCACGGACCCCGCGAUGAUCCUCGACCUGCUGCCUCUGUGCAAGAACUACGUGCGCAGGAUCCGUGUGGAUCAGUUCCUUCCGCCCGUGCAUCUACCACCCCGGCCGCGGAGUGGGGACCAGUCCGACUCCGGCAGCGAGGGAGAGAUGGAGGAGCCCACCAUGGACCACUACCAACUGAAUGACCUGGUGGCUGGCCUGAGCCAGUUGGAGGAGCUGGACCUGGUGUACAGUGUCAAGGACUGUGGCAUGAAUUUCGAGUGGAACCUGUUCCUCUUCACUUACCGCGACUGCCACUCCCUGGCGGCUACCAUCAAGGAAUGCCACACUCUCAAGAUCUUUAGGCUGACUCGAAGCAAGGUGGACGACGACAAGGCACGCAUCCUAAUCCACAGCCUCCUGGACCACCCGGCCCUCGAGGAGCUGGACCUGUCCCACAACCUCAUUGGGGACCGUGGCGUGCGCGCUGCUGCCAAGCUGCUGAGCCACAGCCGCCUGCGUGUGCUCAACCUGGCCAACAACCAAGUUCGUGCGCCUGGUGCCCAGUCACUGGCUCAUGCCCUGGCACACAACACCAGCCUCCUUUCCCUCAACCUGCGCCUCAACUGCAUUGAGGACGAGGGCGGCCAGGCACUGGCCCACGCCUUGCAGACCAAUAAGUGCCUCACCACGCUGCACCUUGGCGGCAAUGAGCUUUCAGAGCCCACGGCCACACUCCUUUCCCUGGUGCUGUCCAUCAACACCACGCUCACCAGCAUCAACCUGUCCUGCAACCACAUAGGACUGGAUGGUGGGAAGCAGCUCCUGGAAGGCAUGUCAGACAACAAGACCCUCCUCGAGUUUGACUUGCGCCUGUCCGAUGUAGCCCAGGAGAGCGAGUACCUCAUUGGACAGGCCCUCUGUGCCAACCGUGAAGCAGCCCGCCAGAGGGCCUUGAAGGCCAGCCACUUCAUGUCCCCACUCACUGCCAAGGGCCCUGAGAACCCUUCCAGAUAAG